GACUGCGGACACAGCACAGGAGACGGCCAGAGACUGCGGACAUACAUACAGGAGACGACCAGAGACUGCGGACACAGCACAGGAGAGACGACCAGAGACUGCGGACACAGACAGGAGACGACCAGAGACUGCGGACACAGCACAGGAGACGACCAGAGACUGCGGACACAGUACAGGAGACGACCAGAGACUGCGGACACAGUACAGGGGAUGACCAGAGACUGCGGACACAGUACAGGGGAUGACCAGAGACUGCGGACACAGUACAGGAGAUGACCAGAGACUGCGGACACAGUACAGGAGAUGACCAGAGACUGCGGACACAGCACAGGAGAUGACCAGAG
Staurois parvus is the source of this 344-nucleotide messenger RNA. NCBI's taxonomy places the organism in Eukaryota, Metazoa, Chordata, Amphibia, Anura, Ranidae. The record is from the annotation of a GenBank genome assembly.